This is a messenger RNA of Trichogramma pretiosum, 5456 nucleotides long. It is a transcript of the gene Dcr-2, whose product is annotated as endoribonuclease Dicer. Lineage: Eukaryota; Metazoa; Arthropoda; Insecta; Hymenoptera; Trichogrammatidae. The record is from RefSeq and is a predicted model, not a curated record. The transcript is spliced from 22 exons. Gene Ontology annotation, molecular function: ribonuclease III activity; deoxyribonuclease I activity; protein binding. Bases 349 to 5313 code for a protein of 1654 amino acids. Gene Ontology annotation, cellular component: cytoplasm; nucleus; RISC complex. Gene Ontology annotation, biological process: pre-miRNA processing; apoptotic DNA fragmentation; siRNA processing.
GAAUCUAGUCGUCAGUGACACGCGCGAGUCCGGCGAUAGCAGACCUGCUCCGCUUUGCUCCGUUGUUUCGAUAGAUUUGUAUGCAUGCGCGAUCGCCGCUGCGAGUGCCAGUGCACACACACGAUCGCUGCUGCGCGACUGCACCACCAGCACCGAUCGACAGGGAAUCCCUGCUGCUGCUGCUGCUGCUGCUGCCUCGUUCGCCACCGACUUUUUUUCUCUCGCGGCUAUUAAUACGGCGGUGUGCAGCGAAUAAUUGACUGAUCGUCGUCGGCCGAGGGUGUUUUUCUUGAUUUUUUUUGGAUUGUGGCGUUUCUCGAGACCGGUUGAGAUCAUCGUCGCCGCGCGAUGGCCGAGAACAUGGAAACCGAUGCAGCGGCGACAGCUUCCAGCGAGAUCCAAGCGAGGCCUUAUCAAGUGGACCUGUUCGAGCGAGCCAAGAAGGGCAACAGCAUACUCUACUUGCCCACCGGGUCCGGCAAAACUUACGUCGCUGUGAUGUUGAUUCGGAGUCUCAGCAAUGAUCUUUUAACGCCAUUCGAAGAAGGUGGCAGAAGGACCAUUUUUAUCGUUAACACUGUAGAAUUGGUGCAUCAACAAAGUGCUUUUAUUACACGUCAUACAGGCCUAAAUUGUAAAGGAUACUCCGGUGAUAUGCGAGUAGAUUUUUGGAAUAAUGAAGUAUGGUUACAUGAGAUCGUUACGCAUGAAGUGCUAGUCAUGACUGCACAAAUUUUUUUGGACCUUCUAACCCAUGGAGUAAUAACACUGCAACAAGUAAAUUUACUCAUUUUUGACGAAUGCCAUCAUGCUACUGGACACCAUCCAAUGAAACUAAUCAUGCAAGAAUUUUUAAAAUGUUCUCCAGAUCAUAAACCACAUGUAUUAGCAAUGUCAGCUUCAUUGUUAAAUUCAAAUGUUAACGCCAUGCAAGUAGAACAAUAUAUUAAAGAUUUAGAAGCCACAUUUCAGGCUAAAAUAAUCACAGUAGAAGACCGAAGUUGUGUGGCACAGCACUCUACUAAACCAAUAGAAGAUGUAAGGAAUUUUGACAUUCAUAUAAAAUCAGAUGAAGAGAUAAAAGUUAUUAACUUAGCUAAUAAAGUAGCACGCACAAUAUCGCAUGUUGACAUUCCGUCUGUAAAUGUUAAUGCUGCAACUAGCAAAUAUUUUAGGCCAGAUCCUAAACAAAAAAAGAUGAAACGAUUAUUUGAAGAUAUUAUUCAUCACUUUGACGAAAUGGGAUUAUUGGGAGGAUCUAACUGCAUAUUGCAGCACUUGAUUCAAACAGAAAGAAUAAAAAGAAUUACAGCUACUUCUCCAGAAUUAAAACUUUCUUUAGAUUACGUGACAACCCAAUUGAUGAAGAUGCAAAAAUUAAUGGCAAGUAAACUUGGAGAUUUAGGGAAAACUCAGAUAAAUUUUAAUGCAAUAAAAGAAUAUUCAUCGCCAAAAGUUAUUAAAUUAUGUGAAAUUUUACAUGACCAAUAUAUUCGAGAUGGAGAUAAGUUCUGUUGUAUUAUUUUUGUAAAACGUCGUUUCACCGCUGUCGUUUUAUACCAUAUUUUAAAUAAAUUAAGUUUAUCUGAUCAAGAGUUUAAUUUUUUGAAACCAGAUUAUUUAGUAGGCAACAGUGGCGAUCCUUACAAAAAUGCAAAGGAACAUUUAGUUAACAACAAAGUGAAUAAAGAUGUUUUAACAAAAUUUAGAGCAGGAAAAACAAAUUGCAUCGUGGCUACCAGUGUUAUUGAUGAAGGCAUUGAUGUUCCAGCAUGUUCACUUGUAAUUAGAUACUAUGCUCCAAUGGACUAUCGUGAAUAUGUUCAAAGUAAAGGAAGAGCUAGACAUAAAAAGGGUCGCUUUAUUUCUCUUGCAGAGAGAGGCUUAAAGUAUAAGGAACGAUACGAAAAUUUUCAAAAAACUGAAAAACUCAUGGAACAGAUCCUCUAUGGAUCCAACAACGAUCGUCCAGAGCCAACAGAAGAGCAAAUACAUAAAUGCUUUGAAAAUAUAAUUGCACCUUACAUAGUUAACACGAAUGGAAGGAUAUGUAGUUUGACUGAAGAUUCAGUGAUAAGUUUAAUCUAUCGUUAUUGUUCCGCUUUGCAGUCGGAUCAAUUUUCCACAAUGCUUCCAACUUUUCAAGUACAAACCGUUCGUUCUGAACCUCCUAAUGGUUUAAAAUAUAAGGUUCUAAUAACUCUACCUCCUGCGUCAAUUUUGAGGGAUACUAUAGUAGGCGAGGCAAUGGAUACAAUAAAACUUGCUCAAAAAUCAGCUGCCAUGAAGACUUGUAUAAAAUUGUACGAAAUUGGAGAAUUUAAUGAUUAUCUGUUGCCCAAAACACCAGCCGAAGUUUUAGAUCAAAAGAACGUGAAUAUUUUAUUUCCUCUAUUUGAAACUGAGACUCCUAAUGGUGCAGCUGGUACAAAAAAUCGAUUUAAUUAUCACGAUUAUGUUUACCCUGAAGCAUUUACAUCUUCCUUUCCGAAGCCAGAUCAGCCAUUAUAUUUGCAUAUCAUCAACGUUAUACCGAAUUGUAUUUCUUCGAAAAAUAAAGCUGUCUUAAAAUUUUUCGAAGUAUUAGGUUCAAAAGAAAGAUUAGCAAUUUUGUCAAGGAAAAAAAUGCCAGUUACACCAGAUUUUCCUAUUUUUAUGAAUUCACUUUUUAACGUGACGAUUUCAAUUGAGCCUAACAUUCAAACUUCUCCUCUUUCUGACUCCGAAAUUGAUUCGUUAAAACAGUUUCAUAUUGUUAUAUUUAAUGAGGUUUUAGAACUUGUAAAAAGUUUUAUGAUUUUUGAUUACAAUACAAUUCAAAAUAACUACUUGGUGGUUCCUGUUGAUGAAAAUCAAAAAAUUAAUUGGAAUGUUGUCCAAGAACAUCGAAAAUUAGACAUAGUCUACCCUGACCACCCUAUUCAAGUAAAAACAUCAGAUUAUGAAAACAAUUUUGUUAAGGUGAUGUAUAGAGACUCCAGCUAUUACCUUGUGACAACUGUGUGCGAGUUUGAUACUUGUAAAUCAAGGUUCCCUUCAAACGAAUUUGAAACAUAUGUAGAGUAUUACCAAGGAAGACACAACAUAACUAUAAAUAAUCCUGAUCAACCAUUGAUUUUAGUAAAAGCCAUUCGGAAAACUUUGAACUAUCUUAGACCAAGAGAUGCGGGCGAUGGAGUUUCCAACAAAAAAUUAAGAUACGAAGAUUAUGAAGAAUAUCUUGUUCCUGAGCUUUGCUGCAGAAUGACUUUCCCUGGAGUGUAUUGGUUGAAGGCCAAUUUACUACCUACUGUAUUAUAUAGAUUAUCGCAAUUACUUGUUGCUGAUGAUUUUCGAAUCAAAAUUUUACAAGAAGCGAAUAUUGGUAUCAAGCCGUGGGAUCCAAACAGUAGACCACCACCAUUACCUUUGAAAGUAAAUAAUGACGAAGAAGAGUCUGACAAUUAUAAUAGCUCGGAGGAAAGCCUUGAUGAUACGAUAUCAGAAGAAGAUGAAGAAAGUCAGAAAUAUAAUCGUAAAGUGAAGAUGACUGGAAGUGAAUGGGCGGAAGAACAAAGAAAGCAGUUGGAAGAUCGAGCCAUUGAGAGUUAUCAUUUUCUAACGCCGGAAUUGAAUGAUAUAGCUAGUAGCAAAUAUGUGUGGAGAUCACAAGAAGCCUCAGAUAUAUUUAAGUAUGCUGAUGAUCUCAAAGUAAUCGAUCUUGAAGAUUAUUGCAAGUUUAUAAGUGUAUCUACAAAUGAAGAUGAAGAAAAUCUCAAAAAUAUGAAUGCAAAUAAAAGCAAAUAUAGAAAAGCUGAUUCUGUACCUACUCCUCCUAUAAAAAUGUUUAAGGCAGAUAAUAUUCAUGGGCCGAGUUGUUUUGAUAUGUUACAAGCACUAACAUCAAAAGGCUGCAUAGAUUCCUUCGAUUAUGAUCGAGUGGAAACUUUGGGCGAUAGUUUAUUAAAGUACAUUUCAACUUUAUUCCUUUAUCACAAUUUUCCUGCGCUAAACGAAGGAGAAUUAACAAUGAUAAAAUCUAAAAUGGUCGGCAACCGUAAUCUAUAUUAUGCCGCUAAAGCAAAAAAUUUACCGGGAAGAAUGAACAAUGAAGAGUUCAAAGUUAAUUCACAUUUUAUUGCUCCUUCAUUCAGGUGUGCCUUAGGAAAAGAAGUUAUUGAGGCUAAAAAAUCGCAUGGUGUCAUUUACAAUUUGGAGAUUCCCGACGAAGAAAGAUUUUCGGGUCAACUAUCAGAUGAAACGAAAAUAACCAUAACUAAUCAACUCAUGGAUUACUUUGAUGAAACUAAUGAAGUAAUCAAACCAUCAGGACACGAGCAGUACUUCAAUAUACAAGUAAUGGGUGACAAAUUUGCGGCAGAUUGCGUUGAAGCUCUAGUAGGUACUUACUUAUUGAGCAACGGUAUUAAAGGAUCUAUUCAGAUAUUAAAGUGGUUUGAAGUAUUACCGCCAUCUCUGGACGUGGAUCAUAUUUUGACUUGCAAACCAGAAAAUCCCCUUUUAAGGGAUGUUGAUAUCAGGCCAUUCAUGCCUUGGUCGAAACAAGUUGAAGAAAGAAUCGGUUACAAAUUUAAAAACCCAGCAUUUCUUUUACAAGCUUGUACGCAUCCUUCUUAUGCCUCUCAUUCAGCCACCAGAACUUACCAGAGGCUGGAAUUCUUGGGUGAUGCCGUUAUAGAUUUUCUAAUAACUGCUCAUAUAUAUGAAAAAUCUCAAAGUCUUACACCUGGACAACUGACGGACCUGCGCAUGGCGCUUGUCAACAAUAUAACUUUUGCUUGCCUAACCGUUCGUUACGGUUUACAAAUUGCGUUGGAAAUUGCACAGCCACAGUUAUGGGAGGUAGUCGACAAAUUUGUUAGGUUCCAAGAUACACGCGAUCAUCGAGUCGACGACGAGCUUUUGUGGUGUCUUCUUGAAGAAGACGAUGUUCGCAUGAGCGAAUACGUGGACGUGCCCAAGUGUCUCGGUGACUUGUUCGAGUCGAUGAUCGGUGCGGUGUACUUGGAUACCGGAAAAGAUCUCGAUGCUACGUGGACAGUGUUGUAUAACUUGAUGCACGCAGAAAUUGCCAAAUUCAGCAAAGAAGUACCCAUGCACCCGAUUCGUGUGAUUCACGAGUACCCCAACAUUUAUCCGAAGUGGUCACGAUCGGUCGCCAAAGAUGAUUCGUCAGUGGUAACGCUUACGAUCAUGGACAAGGGAAAACCGCAAUUUUUCCACGGCGUUGGAAAAAAUCAAAAAUUCGCCAAAGCUGCCGCCGCCAAAAUGGCGUUGAAAUACUUAAAGACGCACGAUAUUAUGAAGCGAUGAUUUCUACAUGUUGAAUUUUGUGCAUGAUGACUUAUAUACACGUUGAAGAUCUCGAUGAUCGCAAUUAUUUGUAUCUAUAUAAUGUAUGUAAUUUACAAUUUUGUUACAAAUUGCAGAUGCUUUUAUACUUUUUAAUGAAGUUA